GCCCGGCGUCAGGUUACCCAGCGGCGCCCGUCGCGCCCGCCCCGUGGCCCGCGGUGGGGCCGCAGGUAUAAAGGCGCAGGCCCGGAGUCCUGGGGCAGCGCUGCUGACUCCUGCCGCGCGCGCUUUGAACUUGCUGCGGGCGGCGCGCCUCUGGCUCGGUGCCCCGGGCGGACCGUGCAGGCACCCACCUGACACCGGACCCCAGGACUAGAGCGCAGUAACCCAAGGAUUCGGGAAACGAUUGCACAGACAAAGCGCCUCUUGGCACUGAGGACGGCACGACCGAGGUUAGAAGGCAACGUUUUGAGAAUCUCCGCCUUCGGCCAGCGAAGGAGGACCGAGAUUAAACCAACAAGCCCCGAAGGGUACAUGACUCCUGGAGACGACCGAGGACGACUGGCAGCGCCUGAAACUUGCAAUACGGCUUGCAACAGCAGCGCGGGGGCUGGCCCGCAGCGUCCCGGGCGAGGCGGGGGGCAGGAGCCCUAACAGAAGGCAAGACACGGACGGCUGGUGCGCCGCGUGCAGUGCGAGCCGGCCAGCACCGCGGGGGUCACCUGGGCCCCGCGCCCGCCUCAUGUGGUGCCUGGACAGGCUCCGCUUGGGCCCCGAGCGCCUGCGGAGGGGCAGGAACGGGGCUCCCCAGGGCCGGGCCCACCGGCUCCCGACGCUCACGCCCGCCGCCUGGGAAAACGUGCUCACCCCCGACCGCAUCCCCGAGUUCUGCAUCCCCCCGCGCCUCGCGCCCUGCACCGGCGUGGCCGCACUCCGGGUUUCCUGGAGCCACGCGGCCGCGCUAGACGCUGCGGCCGGACACACGGACUGGGACCCGCGCUCGCAGGCCGCGCUCUCGCUGCCGCACCUGCCCCGCGGCCGCACCGCCUACGGCUUCUGCGCGCUGCUCGAGAGUCCGCACACGCGCCGCAAGGAGUCGCUCUUCCUCGGCGGCCCCGGCGCCGCCCCGCCCCCGCCCCCGCCCCCGCCCCCGGGCGCAGCCCCGGCCGCCGCCGCCGCCCCCGCGCUCCCCGCCCGCCCCCGCCCCCGCCCCCGCCCGGCGCCGCGCGCGCCCGCCCCGCCUGCCCGCGCCCGCCGCCUCCUGCGCGCCCCCGAAGGGCUGCUGAGCCGCGCGCUGCGAGCCCGGGGGAGCCGCGGCCUGGCCCGCGCCCGCUCCGCGUGCGGCGGGGACCGGGACGAGCCGCCCUCCCGGGCCGGGGCCCCCUCCGCCUCCGCCUCCGCCUCCCCGUCCCCGUCCCCGUCCCCGCCGCCCUCCCCGCCGCCGCCGCCUGGCCCCGACCCGCGGCCCGAGCGCCUGGAGGCCGAGGGCACCGUGGCCCUGGGCCGCGCCGGGGGCGCCCUGCGCCUGGCCGCCGAGUACAGUCGGGCCAGCGGGCGGCUCCGCGUGCGGCUGCUCGGCGCCGAGGGCCGGGCCGCGGGGGCCGGGGGGGCCGCGGGGGCCGCGGGGGCCGCCGAGCCCCGCGCCGUCGGCUGCCGCGUGAGCUUCGUGCUGCGGCCGCCGGGCCAGACGCGCCCGCGGCGCAGCGCCGUGGUCCGGCCGAGCCGCGCGGCCGCCUCGGAGCAGGACGUGUGGCUGGACGGGCUGUCGGAGGAGCAGCUGCGCCGCCUGGCCGUGCGCGUCCAGGCCGAGGAGCGGGGCCGCCUGCGGGGCCAGGGCGAGCUGCUGCUGGGCGCCCUGCUGCUCCCCGCGGGGCCCGGCCUCCGACCGCCGCCGCGCGCCUAAUAACUGCCAUUUAUCGCCUCUUCGACUCAGGCCUUUGUUCAGUCCAACAUGGCACAUAGGUCGCUGGGGUCAUUAUCACAAUAAAGGACGGAAUAUCCUGCGUGGGUACCUCCCACAUUCGUUCCAGCAAGGGACACGGUGUUCUGCAGCCGGGGUCCUAGUACGGACGGACGAUGGUUCCCACGAAGGGUUAAAACGAGACGGGCCUGGUGACCUAUUUGCCCCAACCUCCUCCAUUGAAGUGUGUUUAUUCCACGACAUCCGCGGAGACCAACUUAGAGCGUGUAUUACUUUGGAAGCAUCAUUUAAGACCUCAGGUGAAAAAAUGAAGCUAACAGGGCUGAAGUGACUUUUUCAAGACCAGCAGUAAAUUAUUAAUAGAAACUGCCAACCCGAUUGAUGCUUUUAGCCACAUCCUGCAGGAAGCACUGGAAAAAAUUGAAGCCAUCCUAAUAGUCUAAGCUAAAAUAAUAAUAGUUUUACAAAUAUUAACUUGUUUGAUUUUUUUUUUUUUUAAAGAAACCUAAAAGGCAGGCACGGUUGUCCCCAUUUUGCAGAUGAGGAUAUUGAGACACUGAAUACAGAGCUGAGUCAGGAUUUGUACGUAGUCAAUCAGUAUUUUACUCACUACCUUCUAGAAGUAAUACCAAGCAUCUGGAGGGUUCGUCUCAUUACUGUUGUGGGACUGCAACUUAUAUCUGAAACUAUGGAUUCUGAGUUAGGGGUCUCUUCACAUCCUCAGACCCUAGCAGAAAAGCAAAUCGGUUGAAAUGAGUAAUUUAUAUUCUCAUGCAAAUGUCUAAGAUUCCAUCUGAGAAGAUGCUAACUAGCCUCAGAGUCAUAGAAAAAAAGAGUGCUAGCCUAAUUGCCCCCAGCUGAGCUAAUGUGCCAGGGCAGGUAGUCUAGAAUGUACCUAUAAUACUGUUCUACCUCUGGCUUCUGAUAUUAACAAUAAAUGUAUUGUUUUAAGGGAUGAUUGUCCUCCCUUGCUCACACUCACUGCCAAACAAGCUUAUUUCUUCCUUUGCUACGCAUACAGGAGGAAAAUGUGUCCUUAAAUGAGGGUUGAAAAUAUGUGAAUAUGUGGUGUGGUAUUAAAUAUGACUACAUUUGCAGUCUGGGUUCAGAAACUCUCUGCACUAAACUGUUGAGUUUCAUCAACUGGUGCUCAUGAAAAAAUGCUGUUUAAAACAGGGUUUCCGUGUUAGUCACAACCCAGGCAUAAACUGAAAAUGGGUUACUGUGGUAGAUAGAUAUCCACAAUGACCAUCACUGAACAAAUGUGAAGAAUAACUGGCUCUGGCCCUUGGCUCUGUCCAAAUCAGCCCCAACCAGAAGCCCCAUGUGGUUACUCCAGUGAAUGAUGACACAACAGUAGUUCAGACCUUUCAUGCGCACUUCAGUCUACUUACCCUAAGUCACCACAUCCCUGGCCUUCAAACCAACAACUUUUUAAAAAAUGUAUAACUUGCUUCAAGAUGUCAGAAUUUUGGUAGAGUAACUGAGUUCACAUAUCUAGUACUUUAAAAGGAAAAUAAAUGGAAAGUGAAAACAACUUGGCUACAUA
Molecule: messenger RNA, 3305 nt
Organism: Canis lupus familiaris (dog)
Lineage: Eukaryota; Metazoa; Chordata; Mammalia; Carnivora; Canidae
Gene: C2CD4A
Product: C2 calcium dependent domain containing 4A
Exons: 2
Coding region: 578-1738 (386 amino acids)
Source: RefSeq, a predicted model, not a curated record